CUCAAGUUCAAUGAUUAAUGUUUAGCGACUUUAUAUGUCAGCUCUUUAAGAAACAGGACACGAAUUGAAGUUCACCGAGGUUUCACACUUGUUCAAAAUCGCCCACAGGAGCUUGAAGUUCCGGGAUCCUUCUCGCAUGUCACCAUGGCAUUGAUAAGGAUGCUGACCAGACUGAGUGGACAUGUGCACUUGGAACAAGGUUUGGGAGCCAGUUCUCAGAGCAAGAGAUUACAGCACACUGCGACCCAUUCAUCUUCAUGCAACUAUCAGCUUCUGCCUGACUGCCUGGAGCUCAACUAUGGGGGUCUUGUAAUGCACUUUGACUACGUGUGGCUGCGAGAUCACUGCCGCUCACCUUCAUGCUACAACUCAAAAACACACCAGCGGAACCUGGACAAUGCCAGCAUUGAUCUGAACAUCAGGCCUUUCAAGAGCAGACUGGAUGAAAACAACCUCUUCCUCACAUGGCCAGAUGGUCACAUCACGCGGUACAACCUGACAUGGCUGGCCCAAAACAGCUACGAGGGCCAGAAGAGAAGUGCGAUGCAACCUCGUAUCCUGUGGAGCGCAGAUAUCUACUCCAGCGCUAAGGUGCCUUCUGCCAGUUGGGACAAGUUCAUGAGCUGCGAUGAGGAGCUGAAGAACUUCCUCAACAACUUCCUGCUUUAUGGAAUUGCCUUUGUGGAAGGCGUCCCACCAACCCUGGAAGCUACUGAAACAGCGACCCAAAGAGUGAGCCUCAUCAGGGAGACCAUGUAUGGGCGGAUGUGGAACUUCACUUCAGAUUUCUCUCGUGGAGAUACAGCCUACACAAAGCUGGCACUGGACCGCCACACAGAUACCUCAUACUUUCAAGAACCCUGCGGCAUCCAGGUGUUUCACUGUCUGAGACAUGAAGGAACGGGGGGCAGAACUCUGCUGGUGGACGGUUUCCACGCCGCUGACGCGGUCCUUCAGCGAACGCCCGAGAACUUUGAGCUGCUUUCACAUGUGCCCAUCAAACACGAGUAUGUGGAGAACCUGAGUGAGCAUCGCAACCACAUGAUCGGCAUCGGCCCCGUGAUCAACGUCUAUCCGUGGAACAACGAGGUUUACAUGAUUCGGUAUAAUAACUAUGACCGUUCUGUUAUUAACACAGUCCCUCAUGAUGUGGUGCGGCGCUGGUACACGGCUCACAGGCAGCUCUCCGCUGAACUCAGGAGACCAGACAAUGAGCUGUGGGUCAAACUCAAACCUGGGAAGGUUCUGUUCAUCGAUAAAUCUGGCGCGUUCUGCAUGGCAGAGAGUCAUUCACCGGCCUGCGGCAGCUGUGCGGAUGUUAUCUGACGCGUGACGAUGUGCUGAACACAGCCCGCUCUCUCGGCCUCCAGGCCUGAAUACCUAAUGCUAAACUACCCAAAUAACAGUGCUACACCAGCAGUUACCAAAAACAAGUUGAUUUCUCAAGCAUUAGGAUAAACAGCACACAGCAGGAUCCCAGCAGUAUUACUGAUCAUCUCAGCUCUUUUUUGAAUGAUUUUAUGAUUUGAAUGAAAGGAGUUUAUUGUAGAGGAUGAAUCUUUUGAUCCAUAACGAUUUCUUUCCACAGAAAAACAGACGGCAGUAAUAAAGAGUUUAAUUUAAAUGAUAGAUUUUUUAGAAAUGGUCAGGACACGCAGUAACUCGAGAGAAUAUGGAGUGAAACGCACAUAUUUCAAAAGAGUCGUACUAUAAAGUCUGAUUUUAAGGAGUUUAUUCACACAUCUCAGAAGAUCCUUUGUUUCGCAGAAUGAUGUUUGAAUCGUGGAAAUGUGUUAAAGGAACAGUUCUCACAAAAAUGAUAAUGUCCUGAUUAAUUACUCACCCCAAGGCCAUCCAAGGUGCAUCGGUCUUUCUUUCUUCAGCUGAAGAGAAAUUAAAGUUUUAGAGUAAAACAUUACAGGAUUUUUCACCAUCUAAUGCAAGUGAAUGGUGCUCGCUGUUGACCAUUUUUAAUGGACCAAAAUCCAUAUCAAAGUAAUCCACAUGACCCAAGCUGACAAACAGGGUUUUUUUUUUUUUUUUUAAGUGAAAUGAUCAGUCAAUUUCAGAAAAAUAAAUAAAUAAAAUUCAAUAUUUUAAACUGCAGAUGCUGGUCCAGCUCAGUCUUGUGUGACAGCACUGUAGGCAGAAAGAAGGAGCACUGUCCUAAAGUUAAAAAAAAAGAGUCAUGAAUUAAACUGAUACUGUGAACUGUUCCUUUAAACGGUUGUAAAUGAAGGGUAUUUCUCUAGGUUUGUGCUUCAACAGUGAUAUGGGAAUGCAUGCUUGAGAUAAUAUUAAAGAUCUCACAAAGCUUAAAUAUACUGUAUUGCAUUAAUCAGAGCUUUUUUUGUAAUCUGUGGCAUCUUAACAUUCUGUAUCCUAUAAACAAUGAUCUCAAAUGUAUGUACGCACAAAAAUACCAAUGGUACCU
Molecule: messenger RNA, 2434 nt
Organism: Cyprinus carpio (common carp)
Lineage: Eukaryota; Metazoa; Chordata; Actinopteri; Cypriniformes; Cyprinidae
Gene: tmlhe
Product: trimethyllysine dioxygenase, mitochondrial-like
Exons: 8
Coding region: 145-1326 (393 amino acids)
Biological process (GO): carnitine biosynthetic process
Cellular component (GO): mitochondrion
Molecular function (GO): trimethyllysine dioxygenase activity; iron ion binding
Source: RefSeq, a predicted model, not a curated record